Messenger RNA from Kockovaella imperatae, 1954 nucleotides. Its product is annotated as transmembrane amino acid transporter protein-domain-containing protein. Gene Ontology annotation, cellular component: vacuolar membrane. The coding region runs from base 147 to 1670 and encodes 507 amino acids. NCBI's taxonomy places the organism in Eukaryota, Fungi, Basidiomycota, Tremellomycetes, Tremellales, Cuniculitremaceae. Gene Ontology annotation, molecular function: amino acid transmembrane transporter activity. Gene Ontology annotation, biological process: amino acid transmembrane transport. The transcript has 10 exons. The record is from RefSeq and is a predicted model, not a curated record.
UGUAAUUUUCAGCAGCUGGACACUUCUUGAUCUACUAUAUCAUUGACAAGCUGAGCAUUGCUGCGGCUGUCAAGACAACAGGUGGUGGAGGCUAUAGUAGCCCGUGGUAGAUUCAUUGCUUCGGGAUAACCGUUGACACCGUUUCGAUGAGCAGAGAUGCUCUAUCUACGUCGGCGUCGGCCGCAACAUUGACAAGCUUGCCCGACCGACCGAGCGAGAGGACGCCUUUGGUCGGCUCAGACUCGAAGCGCAGCAGGGGCGUGAGCUGGGAGAACGAUAGUCAAGAUGAUGGAGAUGCCUCGGACAGAGGACGAGAAGUGGAGGUCUAUGUUCCAGGAGACAGUAGCUUCAGUCAGACGGUGCUCAACUGUCUGGGUGACUUAAUAGGUCAGGGGAUCCUCGCGUGUCCCUUGGCUUUCGCGUACUCAGGCUGGGUCUUCGGUCCUGUCAUGUUGAUAGGUUUUGGAGGGAUAACCUUGUACACACUCAAGCUUCUCUUGCGUGUCAUUGAAAAAGACCGUCGACUUCGGAGCUAUACCGAUGUCAUAGGUUAUUGCCUGGGCUCAAAAGGUCAAGCUAUCGUCUCCGUCCUAUUUGCGCUAGAUUGCAUGAUCUGGUUGAUCGCCCUACUCAUCGUCUUCGCGGAUUCUUUCCAUGUCCUCGUCCCCAGCAUUUCCAGCACGCAGUGGAAGCUGCUAUCGUUAAUUCUCACAAUUCCCCUGUCAUACUUACCCCUGCGGUAUAUAUCUCUGGCUUCGUUCCUCGGCGUGACCGGAACGUGGUCACUAGUUGGCAUCUUGGUGUUCUCCGGGGCUACUACCCCCCAUGGACCCGGGUCUUUGCGAGACCCAGCGCAUACCGACAUUCUGCCUGCUCAUGGCGUGAUCAAGCUGGGUACAGCCAUUGGAUUGUUCAUUUCAGGAUUCGGCGGUCAUAGCCUGGUCCCAACCUUGAUCCAUGACAUGAAGAACCCCAAGCGAGCCGACCACAUGUGCCACCUUGCGUAUGCCAUCUGUCUAGUCGUCUACGUCCUGGUCGCCGUGGUGGGGUACCUCAUGUACGGCGCGAAUGUCUCAGAUCAGGUCACUAAAGAUCUAGUCAAGGCCCCUGGAUUCUCCCCCCUUUUGAACCAAUUUGCUGUUCUCGCCACAGCCGUCAACGCGGUCACCAAGCUACCUCUAGGCUUUCGACCACUCGCAGACAUGUCAUUCACAAUGCUUGGCCUUCAUCCAACCAUUUUGAUACCUCGUGUGGCACCUACCCCUCGUUACACCGAACCCAGCACUCCCACCGUUGAGGGUUCCGAAGAUUCUCCUUUCAUGAACAGUGAUGGAUUGAACAGUGGCAUCAGCUUACAUGCACCCCUGCCGAUCAUAGAUGACCACGGCCAACACAACCACCGCGAACGCCUAAAGCUGAUUGCGCGAACUUUGAUUCAAUUCGCUCUACCCGUCCUCCCAGUGAUAGCCGCCAUUGUCCUGCCGUCGUUCGAAUCCCUCCUCAGCUUUCUUGGAAGCGGCUUCGCAGUUGUCAUCUCGAUUUUACUGCCUAUUGCCGCCAAAGCCUCUGUCUAUGGAUGGCGGAAGCACGAAGUCGCUGUUUUCGCUUUCAGCGCGAUCGCCGGGACCAUUGGAGUGAUUUGUACGUUCGCACCAGACAAGAGUAUGUAGUAUCGCGCAAUGGCCAGACCAUCUGAGGCGCGACCGGCUAAUGGGGCCUCUCACUGUGUAUAACGCUCCGCAUGCAUGUAUCCAACGUUCGCGGCUUACCCGUACCGCUUACGCCACAAGGUCGGCCCGAGUCCGGAAGCACGUUUUGAGCCGAAAUGCUUGUAUUAUUGUAUGUUCGAUUUCCUUUCCCAACUGGUCAUGAUCUACAGGACCCUGUCUGUGUGUUGUGAGUUAUUCGUCUGCUCAGCGUACUCUCACGACACCCCGUGAGUUGACGCUCGUUG